GAAAAAUUUUCGUCCAAAUUGAGUUGGAACGACGCUGCUUCUCGCGUAACAGUGGAAUGAAUCUCACCGACUUUCACAACAAUUAAAAACACUGUUGGAAUUUUUUGUAUAUGAACAAGCUGUUUUUCUAUGGUUAUGAACAAACUUUUUUAAAAUUAUAAACAAGCUGAAAGAGAGAGAUUGUUUUUAGAAUCUCAUAGAUACUGUGAACUGUUCACUACCGCGUGGCCGAACCCGGAACCUCUAAAACUUGAGAGCAUCUGCAGAGAGAAGCUGGAAUCAUGUUUAAGGAGAACAUGCCUUCAAACAAGGAAAUUCCCGACUGCAGCAGGGCAAGCACCUCAUCCUCAGGAGCUGUGAGGUGCUCUCCACACAUCUCCCCUUCUUCCACCACAUCACUUUCUCCAGUUUACACAUCAAGCUCUUCCUCCCCAGCUUCAUCUUCCAUUUCACCCACAUCACCUCAUACACCUCUGCAAAGUCCUCCUACGUCGCCGCCUUCUUUAGUACCUCUACUUCCGCCAACUGUCAGCACCAGCAGCUUAUCUCCGUCUUUAUGUGUCAGGAUUCCAAAUAUCAGAAGCCCGGGCAGCUCUUCUGAUCAGCCUGCUUCAAACCCGUGUGGCAAACCGGUCACUUUUUCGGUACCUUCUCACAAAAGCGCCGUUCCUAGCGAUCUCAUGAAUCUCACUAUACCAAAACGGGCGAAAAGCCCCAAGACUCCUAAAUCACCGAAAUCUCCUUUGAAUCUCAAGGGCUCUUCUCCCGAUGACAGAUUGGGUUGCAAUGCAAUGAAGUUCUUCCCCUCACCCCACUCAGGCAUUCGCGGACGCCAUCCAACGACGUCACACAAUACUCUGAUUAAAAAGGAGCCAUUUUUUCCAGCGGAUAGAUCACUGGCUUUUCCUCCAGUUCCCUCAAUUUCAUCAUUGGCACACAUGAAGAGCAGUCCCAUGAGUAACAACGAUUUGAAUCUUUCGACGGCAAUCAACAAGAUAACAACUAGCAUCAACAGUUACACUGCCAAGCCCUCACUCCAACUUUGCAGCAUCUCUGACCUGCAAGCGUACGCGCAACAUCGUGGACUGACUCCUCAGGAUUCUGGGUCUUCGUCUUCUUCUUUACUUGGAGCAACGAAAAUUCCACCACAGUCUCCCAAUGCUCUUGGACUACCUCCGAUGGCUAAAACCACGCCAACCCCAGUCAGGACGUCGGAACAGAAGUCAUUGUCCCCAGUGCCGGCAUCGUCUGCUUUGUGGAGCUCGGCCUUCAGGAUGGUCAAUCCCUUUGGUCCGUUUUGUGACAGUGACAGCCCCGCAGCGGGAGCCAUGGCUCCGUCCCCCUUGGGGGGAAGAUGGGGGGCCUGGAAUACCCCCUUGUCUGGGGGUCUCCCCCUGCCUCCCCUCGCCACCGUCCCACCUCCCCUCACCAGCCCCCUCAACCUCACCAUCAAGAGACCGCCAGUUUCCCCCGAGAAGGACGAGCCCCUGAAUCUGUCCCUGAAGGGCACCGUCCCCGGGAUCUGGUCGCCGGCGUCGGCGCUGGAGAGAGAGGGUCGCUCCCUCAGUCCCAUGGACACAAACUUUGACGCUGAUGUCAUAAGACAAACUAAAAUUAAUGAAGUUUUGCAGAGCUCACUAACAGUUGGUGUCGAAUCUCCAUCGUCAACUUCUUCGGUGCGCGCUUUCGGUGGCUGGAGUUUGGGUCUUCAGCGCUACGAAGAAUUUCUGAGGCGCAAUUCCACGGCUCGUCAAAGCUUCCACGGCAGCGCGGAAGACCUCAACAAAACAGACCUCGAGGAACACGCCGCGCAGAAGCAAGGAAUGGCUCCAUGGAACUGGGCCUUAUUGGCCAAACAUAAGAUGUCUUUGCAGGGUAGAGAUGACCAUCGUCUUAACGCUGCAUUCACAGAGACUAAUGGACGAGAACAGGAGUUAAUUCAAAGAAACCGGGAGUUGUUAAGACAAGGAAACCUUUUUGGUCAUCAUUCCGACUCUGACCCGCACGAUGAAGAUUCAUCCAUGGAGGCUCGUACUAGAAGAGGCGUUGACAUGCGUGAGGUUGAAGAUACGAACAGGGCAGCAAAUAGGGAUAUUCAUAUGGAUGCCCAAAGGGACCGUAUUCACGAACACCACAGGGAAUACUACCGUCACGAUGCUUUUCAGUAUCUGCGUCCACCCAUUGAUGUCGAGAUGCGCGAUCGGCGUUUGCUGAACGACAUGAUUGCGCAAAGCAGCUUCGAACACAAAGGCUUGACACCAACACAUCUCUCCCCAAGAGAUGCUGCGUCUGCUUCAAGCUCUUCCCCACACUCACACUCACAGCAAUAUUGCCCCGAGGGGGACUGGUAUUCCCCAGCGGCCCCACUCAACUCCCACACGGCAGUCCACAUGUCGUCUGGAUCUCCUAAAGCCGAGAGAAUAUUCCAGUGCAAACAGUGCAACAAGACGUUCAAGAGGUCAUCCACCCUAUCCACCCACCUGCUUAUCCACUCGGACACACGUCCGUACCCUUGCUCCUACUGCGGCAAACGCUUCCACCAGAAGAGCGACAUGAAGAAACACACAUACAUCCACACAGGUGAGAAGCCGCACAAGUGCGUGGUGUGCAGCAAAGCUUUCAGCCAAUCCUCGAACCUGAUCACCCACAUGCGCAAACACACCGGCUACAAGCCCUUCAACUGCGGCCUCUGUGAUAAAGCCUUCCAGAGGAAAGUGGAUUUGCGGCGACACCGAGAAUCUGUUCACCCCAACUGCGAACAUUUGCCGCCUCCGUCCCCCUCUCUCAUGCCCGAACAUCUGCAUCAGGAUAUGACACACGUGAGUCCAAAUGGCAUGGAAUCCAAUUCAGAGUCUCCAAUUCUGCAUAGAAGGCUGAGCGUUCAUCAUAACAGCUUCAAGCCUGAAAUUAUGGAUCCAAGUUUCCCAGACUAUGAAGACCGUCAGCAUUUCAUGGAAAGAGAUGAUGGUAGAUCGCAGCACAGUUUUGGAGGACGGAAACCUCAGUUCAGUGACGUAUCGAGUACCAUGUCUUCGCUGCCCACGACCCGGAAUCUUGUGUCUACGUCGUUCCAACAACAAGUGCCUUCGUCUACCUCUUCGCUUAAUAGUUACGAAGAACGCAUGAACGAUGUGCCCUUGGAUUCGGAUCCCGAAGUGGGCAGUCCUUCUCCCUCGACGAGUGAUCAGCGCCGUCGGGAACACCAUUUUGUAGAGGGGGAUUUACACCUCGUCCAAGACAGGAUCAGGAUUAGCACUGAGCUGGUGUCAGGGAGCCGGAAUCCAACUCAGAUACCGGCAAUGGCCUUGUGAGUGCCUCGUUGGAGUCUCCGUAAAGUUUCUUCACUUUCAAGGUAUCUUCAAUUUUUGAACCUGCCGUAUUUAGCGACGGUUUUACCCCACCAUUUUUGUAGAAGUGGUUCAUAUCAGUUAAGCCUUCGUGUGUGGCUAAUACAA
Molecule: messenger RNA, 3455 nt
Organism: Hyalella azteca
Lineage: Eukaryota; Metazoa; Arthropoda; Malacostraca; Amphipoda; Hyalellidae
Exons: 7
Coding region: 282-3311 (1009 amino acids)
Biological process (GO): regulation of transcription by RNA polymerase II
Molecular function (GO): DNA-binding transcription factor activity, RNA polymerase II-specific; RNA polymerase II cis-regulatory region sequence-specific DNA binding
Source: RefSeq, a predicted model, not a curated record